AUGGUAGACAAGAUAAGAAAUACAGAGUUUGAAACAAUUGCACUUAAUGAAGAGUGCAGUGCUAGAGUUCAGAGUAAACUUCCUCCUAAGUUGAAGGAUCCUAGGAGUUUCACAAUUCCUCUAUCUCUUGGAAAACAAGAAGUAGAUGAGGAAAUGCCCAUUAUUAUUGGGGGACCAUUCUUAGCUACUGGUGGAACAAUUAUUGAUGUAAGGGAAUGGAAAUUUAAGAUGAGAGUUGGCGAUGAGGAAAUCACUUUUAAUGUGUACAAGGCACUUAAGCUCCCUAAGUAUUAUGAUGAAUUGUGCAUUAUUACUGUGGUAGAAGUGAAGGGGAUAUAG
Molecule: messenger RNA, 339 nt
Organism: Nicotiana tabacum (common tobacco)
Lineage: Eukaryota; Viridiplantae; Streptophyta; Magnoliopsida; Solanales; Solanaceae
Source: RefSeq, a predicted model, not a curated record